AUGGCCCGCCUGCUUAGGGCUGCAACCUGGGGGCUAGUCCCCUGGAGGGGCUAUUGCUCCAAGUCACAGCAGGGUGAACUCAGCGAGGGCUUUGUGGAGGCCUUGAAGGCCAUAGUGGGGAGCCCCCACGUGUCCACGGCUGCCGUGGUCCGCGAGCAGCAUGGGCAUGAUGAGUCGAUGUACAGGUGCCAUCCUCCAAAUGCUGUGGUGUGGCCCCAGAAUGUGGACCAGGUCAGCCGGCUGGCAGCCUUGUGUUACGGCCAAGGCGUGCCCAUCAUCCCAUUCGGCACUGGCACUGGGCUUGAAGGCGGAGUCUGUGCCAUGCAGGGCGGUGUCUGCAUUAACCUAACCCAUAUGGACCGAAUCGUGAAGCUGAAUUCAGAAGACUUCUCUGUGGUGGUGGAGCCUGGUGUCACCCGCAAAGCUCUUAACACCCACCUGCGGGACACCGGCCUCUGGUUUCCUGUGGACCCAGGUGCAGAUGCCUCUCUCUGCGGCAUGGCAGCCACUGGGGCUUCAGGCACCAACACUGUGCGCUAUGGCAACAUGCGGGACAAUGUGCUCAACCUGGAAGUGGUGCUGCCCGAUGGGAGGCUGCUGCACACCGCGGGCCGAGGCCGCCACUUUCGGAAGAGUGCAGCCGGCUACAAUCUCACAGGGCUCUUUGUGGGCUCUGAGGGGACGCUGGGCCUCAUCACAGCUGCCACCCUGCGCCUGCACCCUUCCCCUGAGGCCACGGUGGCCGCCACCUGUGCAUUCCCCAGUGUCCAGGCUGCUGUGGACAGCACUGUAAACAUCCUCCAGGCUGCAGUACCUGUGGCCCGCAUUGAGUUCCUGGAUGACGUUGCGAUGGAUGCCUGCAACAGGCACAGCAAGCUGAACUGCGCUGUGGCGCCUACGCUCUUCCUCGAGUUCCAUGGCUCUGAGCAGGCACUGGCGGAGCAACUGCAGCGGACAGAGGAGAUCACCAGGAACAACAGAGCCUCCCACUUCUCCUGGGCUAAGGAGGCCGAAGAGCGCAGCAGGCUCUGGGCAGCACGGCACAACGCCUGGUAUGCAAUCCUGGCCCUGAGGCCAGGCUGCAAGGGCUAUUCCACUGACGUAUGUGUGCCCAUCUCCCGGCUGCCAGAGAUCCUGGUGCAGACCAAGGGGGAUCUGAAGGCCUCGGGACUCACAGGAGCCAUUGUUGGGCAUGUGGGUGAUGGCAACUUCCACUGCAUCCUGUCAGUCAACCCGAAUGAUGCCGAGGAGCUCCACAGAGUCAAAGCCUUUUCAGAACAGCUGGGCAGGCAGGCACUGGCGCUCCAUGGGACAUGCACCGGGGAGCAUGGCAUUGGGCUGGGCAAGCGGCAGCUGCUGCAGGAGGAGGUGGGCACCGUGGGCAUGGAGACUAUGCAGCAGCUCAAAGCCAUGCUGGACCCCCGAAACCUCAUGAACCCAGGCAAGGUGAUAUAAGGGGCUCAAGUACUCGGCCCACAAGCCCCCAGAUUAUGAAGCCUCUGUUCUGGAACCUUCUUCAUGCCACCAACCCUGCGGGAUGGACUGUGGCCGAUGCUGUCUUCACCACCAGCCAGCCCUAUGUAUCUGGGGCUUUGAUGAGGAGAAAAGCCUGGGUACCUGGAUCCUCCCUGGUCCCCUUUAUUAUCCCCAAGAUCCUUUGGUCCAGUAAGUGACCCAGCCCGGUUCCUGGAGAAGCUGCUUCCCUCUGCUCUUACACAUCCUGUUCUGGCUGGGAGAAGCAGUGUGGGUCCAGCCCAAGAUUUAGAUGAUGCCCCUCUGGGCCGGCCCGUGGCUCACUUGGGAGAGUGUGGGGCUGACAACACCAAGUGAAGAGUUAAGAUCCCCUUACCGGUCAUCUUUAAAAAAAAAAAGAUGAUGCCCCUCCAUCAAGGCCUCCCCACUGCUGGGGACCCAGGACAAAGUCUGAAGGGACCCAGCACCCUUUGCCCUAUACCUAGUGACAGGAACACUCCUUUCCCAGUAUGGGACGGGAAUUCCCACUCCACAUUGAUAAGUCUUCCCCCAAA
This is a messenger RNA of Galeopterus variegatus (Sunda flying lemur), 2027 nucleotides long. It is a transcript of the gene LDHD, whose product is annotated as lactate dehydrogenase D. Gene Ontology annotation, molecular function: D-lactate dehydrogenase (cytochrome) activity; D-lactate dehydrogenase (NAD+) activity; FAD binding. The coding region runs from base 1 to 1455 and encodes 484 amino acids. NCBI's taxonomy places the organism in Eukaryota, Metazoa, Chordata, Mammalia, Dermoptera, Cynocephalidae. The transcript is spliced from 11 exons. The record is from RefSeq and is a predicted model, not a curated record. Gene Ontology annotation, cellular component: mitochondrion. Gene Ontology annotation, biological process: lactate catabolic process.